Molecule: messenger RNA, 540 nt
Organism: Funneliformis geosporum
Lineage: Eukaryota; Fungi; Glomeromycota; Glomeromycetes; Glomerales; Glomeraceae
Source: the annotation of a GenBank genome assembly
AUGUCCGGAAGUAAAGGUAAAAGAACAAAGAAGCCGCUUGAAAAAAAUAUACUUCCCCAGAAGAAAAAUAAAAGAGAAGUUGAUGUAGAAGAAAUUGAGCUAGAUUUGGAUUCCAGGGAUGCUUCUACGCUUUUCGAUGAAUUAGAUGAAAUACCCGCUAACGGAAGAGAUUCGGAAAGUGUCUCAAGCAGAUAUGUUUUCCUUGAUCCAGUAACACCCGAUAACCUAAAGAAGAGAAAUAAGAGAAAUUCAAAUUUAUUCAUUCGUUACCGUAAAGAAAUGAUGAAAAAUAAAUUAACUACUGUGAAUCAUUUGGAAUUUAACAAAAUAUUUGCAAACGAUUUGAAAAGUAUGCCAGAAAGCGAAAAAGAUUAUUUAAGAAGAGAAUACCAUCUAAAAACACAAUUAUCAAACGCUGGUCAAAUUAGCGAAAGCUCAGGCUCUAAACCUUCGAAGGCGGCAGUUGAUCUAUUCAAUCAGUAUCAAACAUUACCCAACGCAAAGAACGAAGAACAUAACAGUAAUACUAUAUUUUAUUAA